CAACUCUCUACAUCCAGUAAGUAGAGUGAUCAUUAGGCAUUACAUACACACGUACACUGACUAAUUUAUUCCAUGGCCUUAUCUACAAUCUCUUCUAGUUCAUCCUUUUCUUUAGACACCUCUCCAUGGCGCUACGAUGUGUUCUUGAGCUUUAGAGGAGAAGAUACCCGUAAUACUUUUACUGCCCAUCUCUACCUUGCUUUGAAUCGAAAGGGAAUCCUCACCUACUUAGAUGAGGAAAAGCUUAGACGAGGUGAUGAAAUUUCACCUGCACUCCUCCAAGCCAUAGAAGAUUCAAGGAUUUUCAUUAUUGUACUUUCAAAAAAUUAUGCAUCAUCAACAUGGUGUUUGGAUGAGUUAUUGAAGAUGCUUGAUCAAAGUAAAAAAUCAAAGCAACAAAGGCUUCUACCUGUGUUUUACCAUGUAGAUCCAUCUAAUGUACGCAAUCAAAAAGAGAGUUUUGGGGAAGCAUUGGCUAAACAUGCAGAGAAAUUGAAUGUAGAUCACAUGAAGUUGCAGCUGUGGAAGGCAGCCCUUCAAGAAGUUGCCAAUUUGUCUGGAUACCAUCUGAUCAGAAAUGGCGGGAACGAAUCAGAAUUCAUUGAAGAAAUCGUUCAAGACAUCUCAAGAAUGGCAAAUGAUCAUUUAUAUUUACAUGUUGCCGAGCAUCCCGUUGGAUUAAAACCUCAUGUAGAAGAUGUCAGUUUGCUUUUAAGCAUUGGAACGAAAGACAUACGAAUGAUAGGAAUUUUUGGAGUUGGGGGAAUUGGUAAGACAACUCUAGUCAAAGCAAUUUAUAAUUUGAUUGCUUUUCGAUUUGAAGCUAGUUGUUUUCUUCCAAUUGAUAGCGUCACUUGGAAUCAAGUGAAUCGUUUGGUCCAACUACAAGAGACACUUCUUUUUAACAUUUUAGGAGAGUGUAGAAGUUUGAAGGUUGACAAUAUUGAUACGGGAAUCAGUAAGAUAAAGCGUAGGCUUCACUCUAAAAGAGUUCUUCUAAUUCUUGAUGGUGUAGACCACUUGGAUCAAUUAAAAACAUUAGCAGCAGCUCGUGAUUGGUUUGGUAAAGGAAGUAGAAUCAUCAUCACAACAAGAGAUCAACACUUGUUGACUGCUCAUGGAGUUGAUUCAACAUAUGAGAUGACGGGAUUGAAUCAAGAUGAUGCUUUUCAACUAUUUUGUUGGCAUGCUUUCAGAAGUGAGAAACCGGUUGACGGUUAUGGAGAGUUUGUAGAACAGAUCAUAAAUUAUGCUGGGAGCCUUCCACUAGUUUUAACCGUGCUUGGUUCGGAUUUAUAUGGCAGAACUAAAAAAGAGUGGGUAAGUGCAAUGGAUGAGUACAAGAAAAUCCCUCACCAAGAUAUUCAAAAAAUACUUCAAACAAGUUAUGAUAGAUUAAGUGAAAACGAAAAGAAUGUUUUUCUUGACAUUGCAUGUUUUUUCAAUGGACAAUGGCUUGAUGAUGUCAUUAUAAAGAUACUAGAUAGUUUUGGUUUUUUCCCAAACUCUUCGAUCCCAAGACUUAGGGAGAAGUGUCUUAUUUCGAAGUCCGAUCGAAGAUUGCAAAUGCAUGACUUGUUACGAGAUAUGGGUAGAGAAGUUGUUCGACAAGAAUCGCUCAAAAAUCCAGGAGCACGUAGCAGAUUAUUCUUUCAUAAAGAUGUUCGCAAAGUACUAGAGGAAGAUAUAGGAACAUAUAGAGUUGAAGCAAUUGCUGUAGAUCUUCCUGAAGGUGCUGAUAUCAUCCGCUUGAGUCCCAAGGCCUUCAAGAAUAUGAAAAGACUCAGAUUAUUUAGAUGCCGCAAUGCACACUUUUCUGGCGAACCUAAUUGUCUACCUAAUUCAGUAAGUGUGCUUGAUUGGCCUAACUGUCCUUUACAAUCUAUGCCAUCUGAAUUUCGUGGAGACGAACUCUUUAUUCUACGCAUGCCUGGUAGUCGCAUUCAAGAGAUACACUUGGAAUAUUUUAAGGCUAAGAUGAUAUUUCCGGGAAAUAAGAUUCCAGAUUGGUUCAGCCAUUGCAAGGAGACUUCAAAUGGUAGUCAUCGGUGUGAAUUUGAUAUUAAAGGGUCCCCACGGUAUAAUUUGGAUGACAUCAUAGGAAUUUCUUUUUGUGCUGUUAUUGAACCCGUUGGGACUGAGCGUUUGACUGUUGACAUCAUGAUAGGAUCAACUAAACUCAUAGGUGACAGAUGUGUAGGAAAAUUUAAUGAAAUGGAUUCAGAUCAUGUAUGGUUCGAGCACUUACGACCACGGAUUGUAGAGCCAGUAGACAAUGAUCUGAGGAUUAUAUUUGAAAGCGAUCCAAAUUUAGUGACCUUCAAAUGUUGCGGAGUUCAUCUGUCAUACAAAAACCAUGAACAGAAUGUGAAAGAUGAUGAAAAUGUUGAUGUCCAUUUGGACGCACCCAUUGAAGAUAUUGGAAAUUUAGCAAAUCCAAUGGAUCAUGGAAGUCAAAUUUCAAAGAGGCGUCGUGUUGAUUAUGAUGAUGAUGAUCGCAACGUCAUUGAAUCCGACUUGUACCCACAACAAACGAAGCCAGCUUCAACCUUGGACAUCAAACUUUUUCUGAGCACGCUGCCGCCAAUUGAUCCUACCUUUUUCCAUAACCUUAUGAAAAAGUAUAAAUUAAGUCGUGAUUAAAAGUACAUUUCCUAUUAUAUAUAAUGUCCAGGUCUUUAAUUUCCAUUAUAUACCCAUGUUUUUAUCUAUAUAUUAAAUGAGUUGAAUCUCUAUUUCAUUCCAUUAUUUUUCUCUA
Molecule: messenger RNA, 2758 nt
Organism: Juglans microcarpa x Juglans regia
Lineage: Eukaryota; Viridiplantae; Streptophyta; Magnoliopsida; Fagales; Juglandaceae
Product: disease resistance protein RUN1-like
Exons: 4
Coding region: 73-2643 (856 amino acids)
Biological process (GO): defense response; signal transduction
Molecular function (GO): ADP binding
Source: RefSeq, a predicted model, not a curated record